Vollenhovia emeryi is the source of this 4128-nucleotide messenger RNA. RefSeq names its product phosphorylated CTD-interacting factor 1 (gene Pcif1). Gene Ontology annotation, cellular component: nucleus. Bases 165 to 2366 code for a protein of 733 amino acids. The transcript has 6 exons. The record is from RefSeq and is a predicted model, not a curated record. Gene Ontology annotation, molecular function: mRNA (2'-O-methyladenosine-N6-)-methyltransferase activity; RNA polymerase II C-terminal domain binding. NCBI's taxonomy places the organism in Eukaryota, Metazoa, Arthropoda, Insecta, Hymenoptera, Formicidae.
GCGUUCCCCGUUUCUCCAGUUUAAGGAAAUGGCGUCGUACGGGUGGAUAUCGUCGCGUCAAAUUUCACAAAUCAUGAAUGAAUUCUAAGUGCCGUCGCGCGUCUCACAUGAAUUGAGGGUAUCGCCAGCUCUGUACUUUGCAACACGGUGCAACAUAUCAAACCAUGAACGAGGUAAGCGGAGGAAAGCAAGAUGUGCCCAAUACCUCGAAUUGGGAAGCCUUAUCGGGACAGUCGGUGUCUUCGUUGCCAGCCAUGCAUCACCACCACCAAGCGCUGCAGCAGGAUACGAAUUCAACAGUAGCCCAAGUUAUAGUUCCUACGCCUGUCAAGCUGCAGACGCCCAUAUUAGCGCCGGCGCAAACCGUAGCUGACCACUGUCCGCAACUCGGUCACAUACAACAGCCACCUCUUAUAACUCAGGGCACGCCACCCGGCAGCUUUCCAGAACUCGAGUUAUCUCUGGAGCUUCAGCAACAAGGUUGGAAGAAGUUCUGGAGCAAACGCGAAAGUCGACCGUACUUCUGGAAUAAGUUGACCGGAGAAUCCCUGUGGGUAGUACCUUCGCUGAAGCCUCAGUUCGAUCCGAUCACGGACCCACUUGGCAUUUGUGGUGUACCACCUCCGCCUGGAAAUGGUACCAUUCCACCUAGCACGCCAGGCGCCACGUUAAAACGAAGAGCGUCGGAGGACGGAGCCGUUACACCGGUGAAAAAGUUUGUGCUAGCGGGCCCGUGGGAUUUGGAGAUACCUACGAAUGUUAUAAUAUAUGAACGAGCACCAUCAAACUUGAUGCACGUUCAUGCCGAGGCAGAGUCCCUGCGCUGCGCCCUGCUGGCAAAGCUACGGCAGUGUUAUCAAGAGUUAUGCCACACGCGCGAAUCCAUAGACGCGCCGAAAGAUUCUUUCAACAGGUGGCUGAUGGAACGGAAGGUUAUCGAUUGCGGCUCGGAUCCGUUGCUGCCGAGCCAAUGCUUCCCCGACAUUUCAAUGUCCAUGUAUCGCGAGAUCAUGAACGAUAUUCCCAUUAAAUUGGUAAGGCCGAAGUUUACAGGGGACGCUAGAAAACAAUUGUCGCGUUACGCCGAAGCAGCGAAAAAGAUGGUCGAGUCGAGGGCGGCGUCGCCUGAGAGUCGGAAGGUGGUGAAAUGGAACGCGGAAGACACCUUCCAGUGGUUGAGAAGAACGGUGGGCGCCACGUUCGACGAUUUCCAGGACAGACUCGCCCAUCUGAAGCGACAAUGUCAACCGCAUCUAACUGCGACCGUUAAAGCCAGCGUCGAAGGCAUAUGCCUGAAAAUUUACCAUCUGUCGACCGAAUACGCGAAGAAAGUGAAAGAUAAGAACAACCAGAUCCUCAAAGACAAUGGUCUGGGGGAUGUUAUACCGUUAGGAGGACCUGCGAGCACGCAGCGAAAAGUUUGGUGUUAUCCAGUACAGUUUUCCCUUCCCACGCCGAGACUUCCACAGGUGGAUUACCUCCCGGAGCGCGAGCAAAUAAUGCUGCGCUUUCACGGCGACACCAUGUGUAUUAAUAAUACGCACUUUACGAAACUGGAACAUUUGUAUAGGUAUAACUGUUUCGACGACAAGAAAUUCGAAAUGUUUCUGUCGCGCGUUUGGUGUAUGUUGAAACGCUAUCAAACGUACCUCGGAAUCAACGAGGGCCAAGCGACUCAGAUGGCUCUACCGGUGACGGUUUUUGAAUGCCUUCAGCGAUCGUUCGGCGUUACGUUCGAAUGUUUUGCCUCGCCUCUAAACUGUUACUUUCGGCAGUAUUGCUCAGCGUUCGCCGAUACGGACUCGUAUUUCGGAUCAAGGGGACCAUUCUUAGACUUCAGGCCGAUCAGCGGAUCGUUUCAAGCAAACCCGCCCUACUGCGAGGAACUCAUGGAAGCUAUGGUCAACCACUUUGAGCGACUUUUGGCUGAUUCGGCAGAGCCUUUGUCGUUCGUGGUGUUCUUACCGGAGUGGCGUGAUCCAGCUCCUAAUGCGCUCAUAAAACUUGAGGGCAGUCACUUCAAGCGCAAACAAGUAGUAGUACCCGCUAUGGAACACGAGUACAGACACGGAUUUCAACAUAUUCUUCCAAAAGGUGAAGUAAAUAUCCGAGCGGUCCACGGCACGUUAGUUGUAUGGUUACAAAAUCCGGCUGGUGCUGCGCGGUGGGGACCUACGGAAGAGCGAGUUGAAGCUUUAUUGGAAGCGUGGCGACCCGGUCGGGAACGAGAAAGGGAUAGGCAGGAGCUUCUUUCCCCGCCGCGACAAACGCACCAACCGAUACCGUCAACGCCAGUACCUGUACCGACAACACCAGCUACACCGACGGUGCCACCUGUACAGACGCUACCAAGUCAUCCUAUAUAAUUGAGUGAUAUAAUAUAGUUGAAUGAUCUUCGUAAGAAAAAGAAAACGCGCGUAUAAAUAUAAAAUGAAAAAAUAGUUUCCCCCUAUGCUUGGAGAUAAAUAGUUUAUCUCGUGUAAUAUAACUUCUUUGUUAAGAAAAUUCAUUUUAUAUAUUUUAGCAGAUUUAAGACGCAGAAAGAAGAAAAUGUAAAGAAUGAAACAAGUGUUAGGUAAUUAUAUGCAGAGAAAUUAAACAGUCAUAAUAUAGAAGCAAUAUGAAUGUUACUUUAUAAUCAACAAUAUUUUCAUGCUAGGAUCCCUCGACGGCAUGAAUAUCGGUUACAUUUUGAAACAAUCUCAUAGAACUUGAUUCUUGAUAACUGAUGAUUGAUUGAUGAACAUUAUUUGAGUCUAUGUUGGCAGGGGAGUAAAAUCCUGCUGCUCACUUCUGUUCAGCCUUGCUAAGCGGUAUAAUUAAUAUAAGGAAACAUAUAUUGAGAAACAUACAUUUAACGUAAAGAGAGUUUACUUAUCAACAAAGUGAGCGCACAUUGCGGAAAGUCUAAACUUUGCUAAUAGUGGUUAAUUGUUGAUCAAUGCGUUGGACUUUGUGGCAUGUGAUGCUUUAAAUAUUAGAUAUACUUGCUAUGCAAGAUAACAAUUGAUACUAUAUUGUAAAUUUCAGAAGAUUAGAUACCCAGGAACAACAAAUGUACAGGUGUACGUUGUAUGUGUGUACGUGCGCGGAUGUAGGUCGUAGAAUGCAUGUGUCGCCUAUGACUCAGUUUGUAUGUGAUCGGGGAAAAAGGUUUAUGUCAAGCACUGCGAUAAAAUUGUUCACCAUAUUUUUAACCAUGACAAUCUUUUUCUUUAGCAAACAAAAGAACAUAUGCAGGAGAGGAGAGUUACGCAUUUCAUUUUUAAUAGCUCUUUGCCGGUGCAAUAUUUUGUAUCAGUUUAUAAAUAGCCGAAAGUUACAUAGAAAAAGGAAUGAACACAACUUCCCUGUCCGAGAGGAGCACGUUUUUAUUAUAAAUAUGUACAUACAGACGUAUCGUGUAGAGAAGAGAUACAUAAUGAAACUAACGUUCUUUUCUUUUCAGAGAGGUUCUAUAGAUUUUACAAAAUUAAUCGAAAUUGGAGUAUUGGUACACAUAAAUGAUAAAUUCCUUUUUACAUCAUGCAUAUCUGUAUUACAUGUAGCAAAUGUCGGAACGAUAGAUGGGACAAUUUAGAAAUGGACAAACGUGGAAUAAUAUGGGCUAGAUGCACAUUCAUAAGUAAUAUAUUAUUGGGGAUUAUAUUUUAUGAAUAUGCAAUUUCUAAUAAUGUGUAUACUUACGCAUUAUUCAAUUAUUGUAUGGAAAAUUCGUGAUCUUGGGCCGUUUAUAAACUUGUCAAGCACUUCUCACUGAAAAAGUGAUAUUUGUAUCUUAUAAAUUUUGUAUAUUUUUAUUAAAAUACUACAUACGCUAGUGUAUAUAUACAUACAUAUAUAUAUAUAUACACACAUGCAUAUAGGCGCACACAUGCGCACACGCAUGUAUAGCCAUUCUUAGAAAUUAGAAUAUUUAUGCUUAAAUAAUUGAAAAGUAAAUAAGACAAUACGUUAAAGAGAUAGAUAUAAGUUACGUUUUGCGAGAUAUUAUUGUUUUACAAGCAGCAGAGAAUGUAUCCACGAUUAGGUUGCACUUUUAGCUUAAUAAUAGAGUACAAGUAACAAAUUUUUAUUGUAAAUCUUUAUAUUUACAGAGUAGUGUAUGUUCUACUAAAGAAAAAAAAA